Messenger RNA from Cucumis melo (muskmelon), 2348 nucleotides. Its product is annotated as protein PSK SIMULATOR 2. Lineage: Eukaryota; Viridiplantae; Streptophyta; Magnoliopsida; Cucurbitales; Cucurbitaceae. Gene Ontology annotation, biological process: positive regulation of growth. The coding region runs from base 392 to 2188 and encodes 598 amino acids. The record is from RefSeq and is a predicted model, not a curated record. The transcript is spliced from 12 exons.
UAAAAUUUUAAAAAAAUAAUUAUGAAAUGAGAAUUGGACUAUAUAAUUGGCGGUUGUCCAAAUAACUACUCUCUUUUUUUACAAUCCACGGCGACGGAGGGAGCCGAGUCACCCGCCUCCGUUCUUCAUCCCUCCUCUCUUCUUCUUCUUCUUCAACACUCAAAUCUGUAAAUGCGAAACGUUUCAUUUCCAUUCUAACUUAUCAUUAUCACUUUGAAUGAACUUUCUCUUGACCGUAAUCACCACCAGCAUCAGCAGUACUGGUUUAUCUGAAGUUUCUUUUACAAGAACGUUUUCUCAACUUCUUCUCGAAAUUGCCUCUCACUCUUAUCGGCUCCGAUUGCGAUUUUCUCUUCCAAAUACGGGGCUUUGGAGAUAGUAGGAGUUUGAGAUGGGGAACACAAUGGGAGGGGUUUGUUCUAAUGGAAUAGUUAAGGAUGAUUUUGUAUCUGAGAAGGUAACUCAAGCAUCUGAGGAUCGGAAAGGGAAUUCGCAUUUGAAUUUUGAGGCAAGUGAUCCGAAUGAAAUGCCGGAGAAGUCUGGUUCUGGUGUGAUACUAUUGCCCUCACCUCCGUCUAAGGCUGGAAGCAAUAAGGUUGCACCAAUGAACGCACAAGCAGGGGCUCGCGGGAGGGCAGUUGAUUUAUGGAAAACGAUUGGGAUCAGUGUUUCAAAUUUGCAUAUCAACAAUGGGUUUUUUACAGCCAUGACGCCUAGUGGUAGGGAGAUUUCUAUAUUGGCUUUUGAAGUAGCAAACACAAUAAGCAAAGUAGCAAAUUUGUCAAAAUCUCUCUCAGAAGAAAAUAUGCAGCUCCUUAAAAAGGAACUAUUACAAUCAGAAGGGAUAAAACAAUUGAUCUCACCAAGUUUAGAGGAAUUGCUUAGCAUUGCAGCUGCUGACAAAAGGUGUUGUAGUCGUGCAAUGUUGUCCAGCCUAUCAAAAACCAACCUUGUAGUCCUAAAUUUUUAUUCUUGCAGGCAGGAAUUUGGGGUCAUCUUACGAGAAGUAAUACGAUUUGGAAAUCAGUGCAAGGAUUCACGGUGGCAUAAUCUGGAUCAGUACUUUUCAAGACUAGAUUCGAAUGAUUCAAGUCAAAAACAAGCUCGAGAGGCCAGAGCAGCCGUGCAGGAACUAACCGUCUUAGCUCAGAAUACUUCUGAAUUAUACCACGAAUUACAAGCAUUGGAAAGACUUGAGCAAGAUUAUAGACGGAGAGUUGAGGAAGUGGAGUUGUUGAACCAAGCAGGAAUAGGGGAAACUCUCUCAAUCUUCCAAGGAGAACUGAACGUACAAAGAAGACUUGUAAGGAGUUUCCAAAGCAAGUGCCUCUGGUCCAGAAAUCUGGAUGAGAUUGUGGAAAAGCUCGUUAUUGUUGUAACAUGGAUAAACCAAACAAUAGUCAAAGAAUUCGGAGUUGACAACACAGAUAAAACAUUGCUUAUCAAGGACAGAAGUAAUGGCCAGAAACUGGGCGCCGUUGGUCUUGCCUUGCAUUAUGCAAACAUAAUUAGCCAGAUAAAUCUCAUUGCGUUACGUCCAACCUCCAUUCCUUCAAACAUGAGGGAUGCACUAUACCGGGCAUUGCCUACAAGCAUUAAAAUAGCUCUGCGUUCACGAUUGCGGGCUGUGGAUGCAAGAGAGGAGCCAACUUAUUAUGACGUCAAAGCUGAAAUGGAUAAGAUCCUUGAAUGGCUUGUUCCGAUUGCUGCAAACACGAGCAAAGCGCAUCAAUCUUGUGGCAGAAUUGGAGAAUGGGCAACCCAAAGUAAGGAACUCAGCAAAGGCAGAGCUACACAAAGCAACAAUCCAAACCGCCUCCAAACGCUCUACCAUGCAGACAAAGUAAAAACAGAGAAACAAAUCCUUGAAUUGGUCAUAUUGCUUCACCAUCUCAUCCAUCAAGCCAAACACCAACAACGGCGCUCCUCAUCUCUCCGUUGCCGAUCACCAACUCCCAAGGACAUGGCAAAUAGUUCUCGUCGUAUCCAAUUCAAGAGCCAAAUUAUCAGGACCACCAAGGAUGGAUUUCCGACAGACAACAUACCACCGGCCAGCCAAUCUCCGAUCAGAAAAAGGGUGCUGGGUAACAAAAAAGGUAUGGAAUCUUACAAAAAUGAGAAUAAAGGAAUUUGGACGUUAAGUAAAGCGGUUUCGGUUUCAACCUUGAGGACUAUUGGUAGAGUCUAGAUUUUGAGUUCAAGAAGGAUGAAGCUUGGAAUUGGUUUAAUGUCGAUAAAAACAAUUUUGAGUACCUCACACGUUUAUACCCACAAUGAAAAUAAGUACAGGGAUUUUUUUAAAAAGUUUUUGACCGUGUCUUCCUUUACGUAGAUACUUUUUUGGGUGA